AUGUAGUAGACCGUUAUUUCCAGUCUAAAGUCAAUCUAAAUAGGCUCCAAAAAGAAAAUAACUAUUCCACUAAUAGCACAACUUCCUUAAGCUUAGUAAAAUGAAGUUUAAAAUUCUCAAUCUUAAUCUGGGGGUAGCAGAUUUGGAAGAUUUAAAAACAAUACAAAUACAAAUAAUGAUACACCACAACAAAGAUCAAAUAAAAAUAUUGAAGAGUAAACUCCUUAAUAAAAAAAAACGUUUGUCAGUUCAUUCAGAAACAAGUAAUAAACUGCUAUUUAAUAAUCGCCCAUGAAUUCCCCAUAAAAGUCGAUUAUUUCAGAUUAAAAGUCUGAGUAAUAGGAACCUCAUUCUAAGAAGUCUUCUUUAUUUAGUAAAAACAAACAAUAAGGUGAUCUAUCACCUAAAUCAGAAACCAGUGAAACUUCAAUUUAAUUAGCAUAGUAGGCUAGCAGAUCAUUUACAGGAAAAAAGAAUGUCCUAUAACCUGGAAGCAGAGUAGGUACAAAUAAAAAUAAUUCUGCUCUUCAUUAAUAAGCACCAAUUAUUGAAACUCAAAGAAGUGAAGAAUAUGAUGAAGAUGAAUUUUCUGGUUUAUUCAAUAAAAAGAAAAGAUCAAUUGAUCAACCAUAAGCAUAAGCAUAUUUGGAUAGUUAAGAUAAAUUAACCAAAAUUUAAGAAGAUUUGACAGAAUAUUAUCAUGAAUUAAUAAACGAUGAAGUAGAUAAGGAAAUAGAAAUUUAAAAGUUAUAAGAAGUCUUCAGAAUCAAUGGCAAAAUAAAGCAAUAUUUGGAAAAAAGAAAAAAGAUGACAUUUGAGGAUGUGCUUGAUACGGUUUAAAAUAAAAGCGCCAUCAAUAAUAGUGCUGUUUAUAACUCGAAUUUAUAAAACUAUAGUACUAUAUUACAUGAUGAUUAAUAAAUACUUAGAAUGAUUAAUGAAAUGAUUUAAGGAGAAGAAAACCAAGAAUCUUUUUAAAAAUCUCUUUUAAAACGAAAGGAUUACUUAUUUUAAUAAAUGGAUUAGAUGGAUGUCAGCUCCCCAAAAGUUAGUUAUGAAUUUCCAAAAUCAAAAGAUGAAAGUACUAUAAAAACUCAAUUCACUAGUUUACCAACCAUCAAAAGAAACACUUCAGAAUUCAUUUAAAAAGGAAAUAUAGCUGCUAAAAGAUAUGGAAUGAUAAUUGAAAUUCCUAUGAUGAAGUAAUUUUAUAAAGAUGGCAAGUUGAAUAAUUUGAUUUUUAAUUUUUUACUAAAAUUUUUUGAAGAAAAAUCUUACCAUCAACGUAAAAAUCAUAAUGUAUUUCAACAUUAUACAACUAAUAUUAAAUUGUUUCCUACUUAAUUUUACUAAACAUUAUGUUUUAAUUUACUCCAUUCCACCUUUAGAAUUAAUUAUUUUGAAGCUAAUCAAUUCACUUUUGAAUAUACAGGACAGGAUGAAACUAUAUUCGAUAUUUUCGAUUGGUUAGUUAUCCCAAUUGCCGAAUAUCCUACUGAAUAUUCAAUAGUUUUUGUUAAUCUUAAAAGGAAAACAUGUUAUUGCUAUUUGCUGUCAUCUCUCUCAUUAAGAAUCAGGGAUCCAUAAUAUAUAAAUCCAGAGAAGAAUCCUUAUAUGAAAAAUGUAAUUUCAUUCUUAUAAUAUGAAUUCGAAAUUAAAUUAAAGAAACCCAGAGAAGAACUAGGGAGAUUUAGUUAUCAAUUUGGAGUUGUGAAUGAUGUAAACAGUUUUGGUUAAAGUUUAAAUUUUGAUUAUAGUGGAUUAUAUGCAUUAUAUAUCAUUCUCCAUUUGGUCAAACAUGGUCACAAUUCAGAAAUUGUUGUUGAUUAAUAUCAAAUUUCAGUGUUGAAAAAGGUAUUCCAUGAUUUAAUAAUUAAAAUUGGAUAUAAUGAAGAUUAUAAUCUAUUUCAUCUACUCGAAGAAAAUUAAUUCCCUUUUUGA
Molecule: messenger RNA, 1941 nt
Organism: Paramecium tetraurelia
Lineage: Eukaryota; Ciliophora; Oligohymenophorea; Peniculida; Parameciidae
Exons: 1
Source: RefSeq, a predicted model, not a curated record